AUGGCCCUUACCUGUGUGGCUCUCAGGCCCCGAAUUCUGUCCACAGGUGUGCCUUCAGGUUCAAGUGCUGCCGCUGGCAGCAAUCGAAGACUCCAGCAGACCCAAAAUCAAGUAGAUGAGGUGGUGGACAUCAUGAGAGUCAAUGUGGAUAAGGUCUUAGAGAGAGACCAGAAGCUCUCGGAGCUGGACGACCGUGCAGACGCGCUGCAGGCAGGUGCUUCUCAGUUUGAAACAAGCGCUGCCAAAUUGAAGAGAAAGUACUGGUGGAAGAACUGCAAGAUGUGGGCAAUAGGGAUCAGUGUCCUGGUGAUUGUUGUCAUCAUCAUCAUUGUGUGGUGUGUCUCUUAAUGAAGAACCAGCGAAACUGAAGCCCACUGUUCAGGACGGUCUUCAAGACUUUCUCCUUAGAACCUGCUGUGUUAUCCAGCUUACCUACUGUUUUUUUCAAGUGAUUAUUUUUGUUAUUUUUCAUACAGUAUAGUGCCUAGAAAGUGUGCCUUUGUUAAUAUACACCUCAAACUGGAGGUGUGAACUACCCUUGCCCACAUUUUGCACAGUGCCUUUACAGACUGGGAAAGAGGACUCCUGCUGUUCCAGAGUGCUGAAAUCUAGAUGGAUGUUGUCACUGAUGGCUCGUGGUGAAUUCCAGGAAGGGGAUUUUGUUCAAGUCAGCUCUCCUCACAUCUGACAUCAUCUUCAAACCACAUUCUAGGCCUGUGGGUAAUUAGAUUCCCAACUUGCACCUUCCAAAAAGAACACUACUGCCUAAGACAAACCAGUGACAAUAACAGCUGUGCCUCGUUUUGAUAACUAGACUCCUUUUCAUCAGGAGGACCCUCCUUUUUAUAAGCACUACUGACUCCUGCUGUAUUUAAGAAGCUGGUGAAGAGCCCGUGCUCAUACGUUAGGUGUGAAGAUGUUUACUUUCUUGUCCUUGUGUUGUAUCAUUUCUAAAAUAGUAUUUUAAUCAAAAAUAACCCUUUAAAAUGUUUUAUAGAACUAUGACCAAAGUUUCUAUUUUGCCAAAAGUUAGAUACAAAUAAAAUGUCAAUAAGUUUGCCCUUAAUAGAUAAGUUCAAAUAAGUGCCAAAUAUAACCCGAGAUGCCCUUCAAGAAAAAGUGUUAAUACUGUGUGAGCCUUCACCAUUUUGACAGUCCUUCCUGUGAAGUGCUGUAGAUAAUGCUACUCAUUCUGACUUGGUUUCUUUCAUAGAGCUAUAGAGGUGAGCUCAAGUC
Messenger RNA from Acomys russatus (golden spiny mouse), 1236 nucleotides. It is a transcript of the gene Vamp3, whose product is annotated as vesicle associated membrane protein 3. Gene Ontology annotation, molecular function: SNAP receptor activity; syntaxin-1 binding. The coding region runs from base 1 to 348 and encodes 115 amino acids. Gene Ontology annotation, cellular component: plasma membrane; SNARE complex. Gene Ontology annotation, biological process: vesicle fusion; vesicle-mediated transport; SNARE complex assembly. The transcript has 5 exons. The record is from RefSeq and is a predicted model, not a curated record. NCBI's taxonomy places the organism in Eukaryota, Metazoa, Chordata, Mammalia, Rodentia, Muridae.